Molecule: messenger RNA, 2960 nt
Organism: Xiphophorus maculatus (southern platyfish)
Lineage: Eukaryota; Metazoa; Chordata; Actinopteri; Cyprinodontiformes; Poeciliidae
Gene: itpk1b
Product: inositol-tetrakisphosphate 1-kinase
Exons: 11
Coding region: 293-1510 (405 amino acids)
Biological process (GO): inositol trisphosphate metabolic process
Cellular component (GO): cytoplasm
Molecular function (GO): inositol-3,4,5,6-tetrakisphosphate 1-kinase activity; magnesium ion binding; ATP binding
Source: RefSeq, a predicted model, not a curated record
CCGUCAGUGAAGGCAGCAGCAGGACCCAGGGUGUGUGCAGUGAGUCAAGCUGACAGAGGGAGACAGGGAGAGGGAAACACGGGGAACAUCUGUGCCUGGUUCCGCCGUGUCCGUCUUCGGUCUCCUCGGGUCUCUCUGCGGUCUUCGGACCGGAUCAUGGACCGGUCUCUGAGCUAGUUCCCGAGGAAAACACGGACCGACCCCCGGAGCUAAACCUGCAGGUGGAGCCUCCAUCAUCUUCACCAUCAUCUCCGCCAGUUCCGCCCAGAGGAGCCCGAGCAGCGCAGCCAGGAUGCAGACCUUCCUGAGGGGUCGCCGGGUGGGAUACUGGCUCAGCGAGAAGAAGAUGAAGAAGCUGAACUUCCAAGCCUUCGCGGAUCUCUGCAGGAAAAGGGGAAUAGAAGUCGUACAGCUGGACCUCAGCCAGCCUCUGGAGGACCAGGGUCCGCUGGACCUCAUCAUCCACAAACUGACCGACCUCAUUCUGGAAGCGGACCAGAACGAUUCACAAGCCGUGCUGCAGGUCCAGAGAGUACAGGACUACAUUGACGCACACCCUGAGACCAUCGUCCUGGACCCUCUCCCUGCCAUCCGAACCCUGCUGGACCGCUGCAAGUCCUACCAGCUCGUCCACAGAAUAGAAAAGUGUAUGCAAGAUGAGAGGAUUUGCUCUCCUCCGUUCAUGGUCCUCAACACGGAGUGCACCCCGGACGUUCUGGAGCAGAUCAAGCUGCAGGGUCUCACAUUCCCCUUCAUUUGCAAAACUCGUGUGGCUCAUGGCACCAACUCCCAUGAGAUGGCCAUUAUCUUCAGCGAAGAGGACCUGAAGGACGUGAAGCCUCCGUGUGUGAUCCAGAGCUUCAUCAACCACAACGCGGUGCUGUACAAGGUGUUUGUGGUGGGGGACUCCUACACCGUGGUGGAGAGGCCCUCCCUGAAGAACUUCCCUGCUGGGCCUGCAGGUGAGCAGCGGCUGAGGAGUCCAGAGGCGGCGCACAUCCACACCGAAAGAAAAGCCAUUUUCUUCAACAGCCACAACGUCUCCAAACCCGAGUCGUCUUCAGACCUGACCUCGAGGGAGAACGUGGAGGGCGUGUCCCAGCCGCCCUGCGAUGAUGUCAUCAGGGAGCUGUCCAGGUCGCUGCGGCAGGCGCUGGGCGUGUCCCUGUUCGGCAUCGACGUCAUCAUCAACAACCAGACGGGUCAGCACGCGGUCAUCGACAUCAACGCGUUUCCCGGUUAUGAAGGCGUUCCGGAGUUCUUCAACGACCUGCUGAGCCACAUCAGCGGCGUCCUGCAGAGCCACAACCCGGACUUCGUUCCUGCCGGAGAUCAGCCCAAAGGCCUGACGGUGAGCGGCGGCGCCGGUGGCGCCGGCCCCCAGGCUCCGUGCGGCUGCAGCAGCGUGCGCGGGAAGGAGCUGCAGAGACUGGGCUGCAACUCGGCCGUGUCGCCCAACUUCCAGCAGCACUGCGUCUCCACGAUAGCUACGAAGGCCUCCUCCCAGUGACUGAGCCCGGCCCGACCCGGCCCGCUUGAUUCCUCAGCAAAUCACAGUGGUGACAGUAAUAAUAAUAAUAAUGAAGAUGAAUAAUAAUCAGAGUAAUUAUGAUGUUAAUAAUGUAUCUAAUCAAAAAUAGGCCUUUUCCUCUGUGGUUACUGAAACUGUUGGUGAUUGGGUGUAAGCUUCUUUCCUCUCUGCCUUUUUGUACAUUUGGUUCUGUCCGAUGAGACUGUAUCAGUACUGUAAUGUGAACCUUUGGGAACCGAACGGCUGAGUUCAGUUUCGCUGUAAAGAAAGAGUCCAGGCGAGGUAGCUAACGGCGGCUAACGGCCCGAUCCCGCCAAACGCUUAGACUGAAGCACAUCCGUAAUGCGACGGGCCGCGGUCCUGCGGGCCGCUGUCGGGUCAGAAGAAGGGAGUUCUUCUCGAAGUGCCAUGAAGUUAGUUUGAGAGAGAAGAGUUGAACAUCCGUGAUCACGUGACCAAGUUUGGUGGCGUUUCUGCAGCUGUUUGGCUCCAGAUGUUGAUUCUCUGCGACCACAUUCCCCGUUCUGCAUGUCUGCAAAGAAAUUCCAGGAUUGAUUUCCGAUAUUCCAGUGGAUCGUCUCCUUAAACGAGCGUGUCACUUUAAAACAAUAAACUAAAAGAUUCGAGAUUUUCAAAGUGUGAGACGCCUGAGCUCCUCAGAAAAAAAAUCCACAAACAUUUAGCCAACUUCAUAAAGCUAGAGACAAAUGGGUAAAUAUUUAGAACCUAAAUCAGUUUCAUUUCUGGUGAUUAUUUAAAGCUUGGAUUUUCAUGGUUUGGAUGUUAAGAUGCCCCACUAUGGGGCAAUAAUUGAGUCAUUUAGCAGAGCAAAAAAAUGUAAAUCAUAUUUUCUUUGUAUUACUCAUUUAUUUAUAAAUGUCAGUUUCAAACGAAAUAUUAAGUUAGCUGCUAAAUAUUUAGCUUCAAUUAAAUGUUUACUUAGCCAGCUUAAUGUUUACCUUAAAGCAAAUAUUUAUUUUGCAAAUUAGAUAUUUAGCUUCAAUCUAGAUAUUUAGCUAGGAAGCUGAAUAUUUAACUUCAAACUAAAUAUUUAGCUUUCAUCUAAAUGUUUAGUUAGCAAGCAAAAUAUUGAGUUUGAAACAAAAUGUUUUGUUAGCGAAUCAUAUUUAGUGUGAACCGAAAUAUUUGAUUCAAACUAAAUAUUUAGAUUGAACCAAAUCUGGAUAUUUAGUUAAAUCUAAACUAAAUAUUUAGAUUGAAACUAAAUAUGUAGUUUGAAGCAAAAUAUUUAGUAUUAAGCAAAAUAUUUAGUUAACAAGCGAAAUAUUUAGUUUCAAUCUAAGUGUUCAGUUAGCAAACUGAAUACUUAAUCUAAAGCUGCAUAUCAAGUUUGAAACUAAAUGUUUAGUUAGCAAGCUAAACAUUUAGCUAAACACAAAUAUUUAGGCAUUUGCCUUCAAACUAAAUA